AUGCAGGAUAUCCUGAGCCCAGCCGCGGAGCCGCAGCACGCUCGUUUCCACCGCCAAACCAUACUGCCGCCGCCGGAGAAGACCCCCCAGUGGGGCGGCGCCGACGCGAAGGACGCCGCCGCGCCGCGCGGCUGGCGGGGCGUGGCGGCGGCGCAGGAGGACUGGGGAGAGCUCAACACGGGCAAGGGCGCGCCCGCGCUGUUUGUGCUCGACGCCGGCGGGUGGACGGUCACAAAGCUCGCCGGCCUCCCGGAGGACCACUCCUGCGGCCAGCCGGUGUGGACGCCCGACGGCGCCGGCCUCGUCUUCGUCGCGUGGCCGCACGCGCCCCUCAACUUCCCGGCCACCAAGCGGCGCCUCGGCAUCGUUUUCUGCUACAACCGCCCCUGCUCCCUGUUCCACGCGCCCUACGCGCCGCCGCCGGCCGCCUCGAAAGACGCCGAACCAGAUGCGGGCGCGGCGGACGCGGCGGCGGAGGCUGCGCCGGCCGAGGACCUGACCGGCGGGCAGCUUCUCAGCGCCUUCGCGCCGGUUUUCAGCCCGGAGGGGGGGCGGCUGGUGUUCCUGUCUCAGGACGCCGCGGCGCGCAGCGGCGUGCACAGCGGGACGGUGUCGCUGCACUCACUCGGCUGGCCGUCAUCGGAGGGCGGCCCCGCCGCCAAGACGGUCGUCCCCGUCAUCGCCCGCCCCGCAUCGCCCGGCAGCUUCCCGGGCCUGUACGCGGGCGGCUUCCCGGAAGCUGCCUUCCUGUCGGAGCGGGUCGUGUUGGUCAACAGCCAGUGGUACAGCCAGGGGGUUGCGCUGGCGGUUGACCUGGAGACAGGAGCUGUGGCGCCGGUGACGCCGCUGGGGGCGGAGCAUGGCAGCUGGACCGUGCAGGGCGUCUGCAACGGCGUCAUCGCCGCCGUCGCCAGCCGGCCCUCCUCCCUGCCGGAGCUGCUCCUGGCAGCCGCCCCCCUCGACCUGUCAGCCCCCGCCGCGGACGCCGGCAGCCCCCUAGACCUCUUGGCCGCCGCAGCAGCGCUGUCCGCGCCGUCCGCCUGGCGGCCAGUCGCUGAGCUGGCAGUCGCUGACCUGGCUGCCUCGCUGCCGGACGCGGCGGCGGCGGUGGAAGGCGUGGAGGCCGUGCUGAUGGAGAUCAAGCCGACCACUGGUGAUAAGACGCUCACCUUCCAGUCGGUCGUGCAGGCCCCCAAGGACCGGUCCGGCCCCUGCCCCGUCAUCGUGUUCCCCCACGGCGGCCCCCACACCGCCGUCGCCGCAAACUACUACAUGCCCUUCGCCUUCCUCACGCGCCUCGGCUACUGCGUCGUGGCGGUCAACUACAGGUGA
Molecule: messenger RNA, 1332 nt
Organism: Monoraphidium neglectum
Lineage: Eukaryota; Viridiplantae; Chlorophyta; Chlorophyceae; Sphaeropleales; Selenastraceae
Exons: 6
Coding region: 1-1332 (443 amino acids)
Molecular function (GO): serine-type endopeptidase activity
Source: RefSeq, a predicted model, not a curated record